AAAGAAACAUACGGGGUAUGCCAAGUUACCAAUAAGUCCCAAAUAAAAAAUGACCUAAAUUUAUGACGAUUAGACCUAGUACAAAACCUCCACUGAAUAUAUCGUUUCUUUCUUCGCACCGCGUCGAGUCCUGUUUGGUUGUCAGCGGUUUCGCGGAAUUAUUCGCAAGAAGAUUCGAUGCAUGGAUAUAAAGAGCGGGCGGAGAUUAGUACGGGCAUUACGAAUUUCAAAAUGCGGGUUCCGACAGUUUUAAUCUUUUUAUUUUAUAUUUUAAUUGUUUUAUUUUAUCGUGUAUGUGUUACGUGUUACUGUGUAUUCUGAUGGAUUUUAAUUAAAAACGUCCUAUUAUAUGAUUAUCAAGAUAUGUAUCGUAUGAUUGUCUAUCUUUAAGAUAUUAUUUCUAAAGCAUACGAUUAUUUUUUAAUUUCUGGGUCGUACAGUAAAGCAAAAAUUACAGGAAACUAUAUGUGAUUAUCUUAUUAAAUCGCAUAUUCAGGCAAUGACUUUGUGGGAAGAUAAAAUUUGCAGAAUAACUACUUCUUGCACUGUUGGAACAUUGCUUAAUGAAAAUAUCUUGGAACAAAACAGAUAUUAUUUACAAUCUAUUGUAGAAGUUAUACAGUUUCUGGCAAUCAACGAACUUGGUUUUCGGGGAAAUUAUACAUUGGACGAAAAGAGGGAGCAAGGUUUAUUUAAUAACCUGUUCGAAUAUACCGUUAAGAAAGAUCCAGUCUUGAAAAAUAUUAUUGUUCAUAUUCGGGAAUGUAUUGUUAAGGAUAUACAGGAAUCCGAUGUUACAUGGUUUACCUUAAUGGAAGAUGGAACCAGAGACAAAAAUAAUCGUGAAAAUAUAGCAAUAGCUAUUCGCUAUGUUAAAGGCGGAGUCGCUUUUAACUGUGACUACUACUAGAGAUUUAGAAGCAGCAACCUUUACGGAUGCUACUUCAAACAUUCUAAAUGAAACAAUAUUGAUCUAAAACGGCUCUUGAGCCAGUUUUAUGAUGGCGCUAGUGUGAUGAGCGGCAAAAUUUCAGGAGUUGCCGCGAGGAUCGGAAAAGAAAUGAACCGUAUGUUCAUUGCUACAAUCAUCGCCUGCAUCUAGUUGUUGUAAGAACCAUAUCAGACAUUACUUUUAUUCGUCAAUUUUUCGAUCAAUUUUUCGAUCAAUGCAUUAUGCUGCAUGAGUUUCUACAAUAUGGUAAAGUAGCUUCCUUAUACGAAGGCAAUACAAUUGGUAGACUUAUUGAGCAGUGUUGGUAAGGACAAUUGGUCAUUACAAGCUUAAAGAAUGCAAUCAAUAAUACAGUGUGAUCAAAAAGAAAUUUGUAAUCUAAGAUCAACCGAAAUUUAUAAAAGCAUUUUGAAGGAAGCUGAGAAUUUGGUAGAAGAAGAAACUGAAGAUGUUCUUUCCCGGAAGAGGCAAGUAAAAGUGGCCCACCUAGAGAACUUUAAAUUGUCUGGUCCAUCAUCUUUGCGUCAAAAUACAGAAACUGGUCAUGCAACUGAGCCAUUCAGACCUGAAUUUUUUAAAACAAUAGACCUAAUAACAGCUGAAUUAAAAAGAAGGUUUUCGAAAAAUGAUGAGUUACUAGCUUCGAUUGCAGGUCUUGAUGAACUAGAUGUUGAAAAGAUGCGCCAUUUACAAGAUUUAGGUAUAAAAAUUCCUUGCAAAGAAGAAACUACUGCCGUGAAACAAUACUUAAAAGACUUCGAAGACACAAACCAGAAUCUACUGGAAAUACUGAAUAAACAACGCCUUUAAAGACACGUAUGAGCUGUAUGCAUCAGUUGCAACAUUCGGAUGCAGCACAUUUUCUAUAUUGACUGCUAUCAACAAGCCUCAAAGAAUGUCAAUGACUCAGGAUGACAGGUUUGGUUUUUCUUGCUUUUGAAAGAAAAAGAACGGAGAACCUAGAUAUUGACCAAGUCCUUAGAAACUUUAAUAGUAUGGCAAAUCGAAGACUGCAAUUAUAUUGAUACCUCUUUUCUUAUUUAGAUAGAAAUUUACUUAAUUCCAUGUUUCGUUUUAUUUUUUGUUUUUAGAGUGUAUGUUUGUUAUUGUGAAAUAUUCGUCAUAUUUUCCUGCAAUGUUUUGGUUUUUAUGCUUUGUGUUUAUGUAGAUGGUUUUUAAAUUUAACAGAAAAUAUUAAAGUUUUUGUCUUUUACGAAUUUCUUUUUAUUACCUUUUUUGAUUAUCUAAAGGGCGGUAUAAUUAAAUAGAGGGAUUUAGGUCAAUUUCGAAAACCUGGUGCCCUACAUCAAAUUUCUGAUGCCCUACUUCAAAUUUCAUUCUAGCUACGGCCCUGCAGGAACAGAAGGAAUUAAAAAAGAUAUUAGGAGGCGGCACCCUGGAAUGCGAAGACCACUGCCAUUGGAGACAAGAAGGUUUACGACCGGGUUAUAGAUAUUGUUACGGGAAUAAUGGCUAAAGAGGAAAAAGAAAGAAAGCGUGACGAAUAAUAUAUUGGGUUUUUUAAUGUGUAUGUGUCGUCUAUUUUUAAUCCUUUAUCUAUACAAUUUUAAAAAUUAGAUUUAGGCUUUUUUUAUCUUUAUUUCAUUUAUACCUCUUUUUAAUCUUUUAUACGAGACAUAUUUUUUAAGUACCGUUUUACGAUUCCGCCGCCGCAACCCCAAGGUCGCGUUCCGCACAUGCGCGCUGGUUACCUACAUCUGACGCCUUUACAGUCUGAUUCUUCAUUGUUUACGUUGUUUAGUGAGUGUUUAAGAUGCCUCUCACAAUUGUGAGUCCCGCCGAUUGUGAAUUACGGGCUGUUAUACGAUUUCUUAGUGCUAAAGGCGUAAAACCGAUCGAUAUUCAUCGUGAGAUCUGUGAAGUUUACGGACAAAACAUUAUGAAUGAUGGAAUGGUAAGGAAAUAGGUGAGAGCAUUUAAAGAUGGCUGCACAAAUGUGCAUGAUGAAGAACAGAGUGGGCGUUAAUAAAGAUUUGGUGCAGAAAGUGGACGAAAAGGAACAGACGCUUCACAAUUUCAUCAUUAUGGGACUACUUUCCUCAAUAUUCUCGUAUUGUUUUUAUCGCAUUGUGAUCGUUGAAAUACUGGAAAUUGUGUUCACGUUGGGUUCCAAAAAGGUUGACGGAUUUGCACAAAACCCAACGUUUAAUCA
Diorhabda carinulata is the source of this 3125-nucleotide messenger RNA. RefSeq lists its product as uncharacterized. Bases 1289 to 1762 code for a protein of 157 amino acids. The record is from RefSeq and is a predicted model, not a curated record. NCBI's taxonomy places the organism in Eukaryota, Metazoa, Arthropoda, Insecta, Coleoptera, Chrysomelidae. The transcript has 2 exons.